This is a messenger RNA of Drosophila persimilis, 1163 nucleotides long. RefSeq names its product glycerol-3-phosphate phosphatase-like. The transcript has 2 exons. The record is from RefSeq and is a predicted model, not a curated record. NCBI's taxonomy places the organism in Eukaryota, Metazoa, Arthropoda, Insecta, Diptera, Drosophilidae. The coding region runs from base 1 to 966 and encodes 321 amino acids. Gene Ontology annotation, cellular component: cytoplasm. Gene Ontology annotation, molecular function: phosphatase activity.
AUGAAUUUCGUUUUGUCGCGGCGAGUGCUGCGGAUGGGCGGCUGCCAGGUGCUGGAACCAAACAUAUAUAAUGUCCGCCAACUGCUGAAGACCUUCGACACGAUCGUCUACGCCGCGGAUGGGGUGCUGUGGCGCCACGAUCAGGCACUCACGGGAGCUGCCGAUACGUUCAAUGCCCUGCGGGCGAUGGGCAAGAAUUCGUUCAUCUGCACCAACAACUCGGAGGCCUCGUGCCGGGCCCUGAGCAAGAAGGCAGACAGCAUGGGCUUCCUGAUAGCCGAGAACGAGAUCCUCUCCUCGGCGCAGGCUCUGGCCCGCUAUAUGCGAGAGCGGAAGUUCAAUCGCAAGGUCUACAUCGUGGGUGGCCAGGGCAUCAAGGACGAGCUGCGGCAGGUCGGGAUCGAGAGUCUGCCGCUGGACUUGGCCUCCACGCAGGAGAACUCCAUGGUGGACCAGGUGCAAAAAAUGUACUUAGAUGCGAAUGUGGGCGCCGUGGCCGUCGGCAUGGACUUGGGCCUCAAUGUGCUGAAGCUGACCAAGGCCAGCAUAUACCUCCGGGACCCAAAGACCCUCUUUUUGGCCACCAAUCGCGAUCGCGCCUUUCCAGUGGCUGCCGACCGUCAAGUGCCCGGGGCGGGAGUCGUGGUGGCUGCCAUACAGGCGGUGGCGAAGCGGGCCCCGUUCACCUGCGGCAAGCCCAGUCCCUAUGUCUGCUCCCAUCUGAUACGUCAGGGUGUCAUCGAGCCGGAACGCACCCUGCUGGUGGGCGACACCAUGUACACGGAUAUGCAGUUCGGCUACAACUGCGGCUUUCACACUCUACUGGUGGGCACUGGCGUCAGCAGUCUCCAGGAUGUCCGCCAUGCCCUGGCCUCUAAGCAGGCCUUUGCGUACCAGCAGAUACCAGACCUGCAUCUGCACAGGCUCUCGGACUUGCUGCCAUUCAUACCCUCCCGAAACUAUUAAGGCCCCUACACCUGACACCUUACCCCUUACACCUUACCCCUUAGACUACAUUCAUUACUUUAGACAGACAGAUAGACACCACGCUCUUACGGCAGUACUUUUGAUACCCCUCGCUGUGGGGGGAAUGUAUAAUUGAUUGAUAAUUAAAUUUAUGUGGCACUGGCGCGCCCUUUAGGGGGGAUCCCGAGAAGGGUCCU